CCUCCGCCCCGACCUCUUCUCCUUGUCACUCUAGGUCCCCACAGCUUCACCGGCGAGGACUGCGCGGAGUUCCACGUGCACGGCGGCCCGGCCGUGGUGAGCGGCGUCCUGCAGGCCCUGGGCAGCGUCCCCGGGCUGCGGCCUGCCGAGGCCGGGGAGUUCACCCGCCGCGCCUUUGCCCAUGGGAAGCUGAGCCUGACGGAGGUGGAGGGGCUGGCGGAUCUGAUCCACGCAGAAACCGAGGCGCAGCGGCGACAAGCUCUGAGACAGCUGGACGGGGAGCUGGGCGAGCUCUGCCACCGCUGGGCAGACACUGUCACCAAGGCUCUGGCCCACGUGGAGGCCUACAUCGACUUUGGGGAGGAUGACAACCUGGAGGAGGAUGUGCUGGAGCAAGCGGACAGUGAACUGCGGGCACUGGAGGCAGCACUGGGCGCCCAUCUGCAAGAUGCCAGGCGUGGGCAGAGGCUGCGCUCAGGGGCUCACGUGGUGGUUGCUGGACCUCCCAACGCGGGCAAGAGCAGCCUGGUGAACCUACUCAGCCAGAAGCCUGUGUCCAUCGUGUCCCCAGAGCCGGGAACUACUCGAGACGUGCUAGAGACUGCAGUGGACCUGGCUGGGUUCCCUGUGUUGCUGAGCGACACGGCAGGGCUGUGGGAAGGCGUGGGACCUGUGGAGCAGGAGGGCAUCAGACGUGCCCGGGAGAGGUUAGAGCAGGCUGACCUCAUCGUGGCGGUGCUGGACGUCUCUGACCUAGCUUCUCCCCAGAGUCGCGAUUUUCUGGACAGCAUCAUCGCCUCCCACGGAGCUCGGGGCCUCACUGGUAGUGGCCAGCGCCUCCUGCUGGUCCUGAACAAAUCUGACCUGCUGCCCCCUGAGGGUCGGAGUUCCCGUCCAUCCCUGCCUCCCUAUCUCCUGCUGUCCUGCCGCACUGGAGAGGGUCUGGGCUGCCUCCUGGAAGCCCUGAAGAGGGAGCUGGCUUCAGUGUGUGGGGACCCAGCCACGGGCCCACCGCUGCUCACACGAGCCAGGCACCACUACCACCUGCAGGGCUGCCUGAAGGCCCUGGGCCACUACAAGCAGGCAGGAGACCUGGCCCUGGCUGCCGAGGCCCUGCGCGUGGCCCGGAAGCACCUCGCCCACCUCACCGGUGCGGGGGGCACAGAGGAGAUCCUGGACGUCAUCUUCAGGGACUUCUGUGUGGGCAAGUGAAGCCUCAUCAAGGCCCUCUGCGGUCCUCAUGCCCCUCGGGCUGUGAGCUCCCUUCGGGCCUUUGCGGGCAUUGCGGGUGUGGUGCUGGGAUCCCCAGGAUUGUGCAUGCUCCGCACAUGUACCCCUCUGAGUGGUACCCCAGCUGUGUGUGCCUGUGCGUUGGGUGGGGAGGGAAUUCUGCCCCAGUCUCAGGAGAGCAUGAGACGCCGAGUGGAAGCCCAGGUCUGCCGUGGGCUCCUGACGGGCUCUGACCAGGGCCCCCUCUGCAGUGGACACCAUGAAGGACCGACACCAGACACCCAGCAGCCUGGCUCCUGCCUGCCCCUCCUCAGAGGCACACACCCCGCCGCAGCCCUGGGCCUCCACCCCGAAAGGAAGGUGUUUGGGGAGCCUUUGGUAGCAGUGAGCAGCCAGCAGAGGGCACCCCAUCCGCACUGGAGGUGCCCGGCCUGCCGUGAAUGGAGAACUCCCUCACGGAGGUUCCUGCAAAGCCUGCAUGCAGAGGGGCGCUCUGGCCGCAGCGGGGGUCUUGGUGGUGCUCAUUCAUCUGGCAAAUAAACUGACACUGGAGAA
Molecule: messenger RNA, 1785 nt
Organism: Dipodomys ordii (Ord's kangaroo rat)
Lineage: Eukaryota; Metazoa; Chordata; Mammalia; Rodentia; Heteromyidae
Gene: Gtpbp3
Product: GTP binding protein 3 (mitochondrial)
Exons: 7
Biological process (GO): tRNA methylation; tRNA wobble uridine modification
Cellular component (GO): cytoplasm; mitochondrion
Molecular function (GO): GTPase activity; protein binding; GTP binding
Source: RefSeq, a predicted model, not a curated record